AUGGACCUUUCAUCCGACCUCAAAGAUUGGCUUAUGCACAUAAUCAACUCUCAGCCGCACUAUAAUGAUGUUCAGGGUGAUCUUCAAGGUCAGUUUAACGCACGUCAUUUGCUGGGUGCCAACACUAUCCCUGAAUUGGCUCGGACAAUUAUCGCAUUUCGUCAUGAGUACAUGGCGAUUGAGGAUGCAAUUGCUAUCUUCGCCAAACUGGUUCAGAAUGCGAUUGAUCGAUACCAAGACACGACGAGCUUCUCGAGCGAUCAUACUACUCUCGACCAGUAUGUUAAUGAACUAGUAGACCAUCAUCGCUUCCUAGUCUCCGAUCCCUUCUCGAAAUCGUCUCUAGCACUACGACAGCAACUUGCAUUGUGCGACAUCCGCGGUACAAUGAGGCUGCUAGUGUGGGAUGCUGCGACUCUCUUGGACCGAUCCUGUUACACCGGCCUCUCCUGGGACAUGUUCAGAAACUUCGUCAACGGGCUGAUCCACGUUGUGAAUGCCCGUGAACCAGCAUGUGUCGAUCAUGUCCGAACAGCGCUCUUCGUACUCCGUUUGGAUUGUUUCCUGGACCCUAACGCCCUAAAGGAUGACACAUGGGUAUGGCUGCCUGAAGGAGAAGAGUACGAUUAUGAACCCGACGAAGAAGUCGACCUAGAUGAUCUCCCAGAUGUCUGCUUCGAACCUGUCGGCCCCUCUCUCAAGGCCGAACAGCACGCCUUUGCCGUCACUAAGAGUUUUGAUCUUCCUGAAGAAGACUGCUCCAUUUGCCGCGAUAUGCUCGACGUCCAUGAGACCGUUCGCGACGAAGUUCCAGUCAAGAACAGCUCCAACGGGUAUCAUAACCUAGACCCAGCUCGGAAAGCGCUUAUUGUUAUUAUAGUCAUCAAUGCGUUAGAAAAGGCUUUUGAGACGAGAAUCGGAGAAAGCAAAAAUGGUAGUCGUGACGGGACUGGCACUGAUGGAGACGCAUACGACAAAGAAAAGCAGCGAGGUCGUUAG
This is a messenger RNA of Alternaria atra, 999 nucleotides long. RefSeq lists its product as uncharacterized. The coding region runs from base 1 to 999 and encodes 332 amino acids. The transcript has 2 exons. The record is from RefSeq and is a predicted model, not a curated record. Lineage: Eukaryota; Fungi; Ascomycota; Dothideomycetes; Pleosporales; Pleosporaceae.